UCCAUCUGAAAUUAAAAAUAGAAAUACCGAGUGUUCCUCGAUCUUACAAUACUAAGCUUUGACGUAACCAAAAAUGGCGACUGCCUUCUCGCUCCUUUCCACAUUAUUAUCUCUCCACACCUUCAAUUCGAUCUAGGGUUUCAUCAUCACUUACCAAUUCUACCCUAUCACUUUCUCCUGAUUGAAGCUUCAUCGAUUGCACUUAUUUUUAGGAAAUUAACCGAACGAAAUGAAGACAUCGCUGAAGAAAUUGCAAAAAUUCGCUUCGCAUAGGCACGAUAGAAGAGCGCAGAAGCAGAACCAAUCCGUGUCUCUAGAUGAGCACGCUCGAGCUACACAGGACAUGAUUGAUAUGAGAGACUGCUACGAUAGGCUACUGUCUGCUGCAGCCGCAACUGCAAACAGUGUAUAUGAAUUUUCGGAAUCAUUAAGGGAGAUGGGUGAUUGUCUUCUUGAAAAAACAGCCCUGAAUGAUGAUGAAGAAAGUGGGAAGGUAUUAUUAAUGCUAGGAAAAGUACAGUUUGAACUUCAGAAGCUUAUUGAUGGUUAUAGGUCACAUAUAUUUCAGACAAUCACAAUCCCAUCAGAGUCUCUUCUAAAUGAGCUUCGGAUAGUAGAGGAGAUGAAAAAGCGAUGUGAUGAAAAAAGAGAACUAUAUGAUGAUUUGCUGAACAAACAAAAAGAAAAAGUACGGUUAAGGAACAGUAAAAGCGAACAUUUUCAUUCUCCUCAGCUUAAAGAAGCCCAUGAUGAAUAUGACGAGGAGGCAAAUGUUUUUGUCUUUCGCAUGAAAUCCCUAAAACAAGGGCAAUCCCGUAGUUUUCUAACACAGGCAUCUCGGCAUCAUGCUGCACAGUUAUACUUCUUCAAGAGGGCAGCAAGAUCUUUGGAGGCAAUUGAGCCACAUGUCAGUUUACUUGCUGAGCAGCUACAUAUUGAUUACCAUUUUAGCGGAAUCCAAGAUGAUGGACGUGAAAUUCUUAAUGACGACAGCGAUGAUGAUGAUGAUGAUGAAAGUGAUGAGGAUGAUGAUACUGAAGAUGGUUCUGAAAUGCAUGACACGGAAUUGAGUUUUGAUUAUGGACAAAAUGUUCAACAGCAAGAAGUCCAUGCAUUAGAAAACUCAAUGGAGGUGGAUAAGUCUGAUGUGACAUUCUCUCCUGACCAUAAAUUGGGCCCCGCAAAGGAGAUCUUACAAGGUCCUCGUCAAAAUGUUUACUCACUUUCCGCACCUCUCCUCCAAAGAGGGACAGGAGCAGUCAGCAAAUCCGCACCUCUCUUUCCAAGAAAACUUGAUUCAGCUGAGCGAAUGACACAGAUGGGACCUUCACCAUCACGUAAGUUCAUUUCUUAUGCACUACCCACCCCAGACGAGACAAAAACACCAAGAUCUGGGAAUUUAUUCAGUGAAGCUCCUCAAACAAGACUAGCAGAUUCCAACCUUCGGCAUUCAUCUCCCCUCUAUCAGAACAAGUAUGAAAGAUUUGGGGCAAAUGAUAAAUUGUCCGGACCCAUCAUCUUGGACACACAAUCAGUACUCAAAGAGAGUAACACCACCAUGAAAGCCAGUGCCUUGCCCCCUCCAUUAUCAGAAGGCCGUUCGUUCACUCAGCUUGAUCCAAAUUUGGCGUCCAAUGCUAAGAAAGCUAAAAGACAAGCUUUCUCUGGCCCAAUAUUUGGAAAGCCAUGGCCAAGUAAGCCAAAGUUAACAGCCAGUGGUCCCAUUGUCUCAUCGGCCUUCCCUCCUUUUUCUGGAUCUUUAUUGCGCACCCCAAUGCCUCGGCCAACAUCAAACCCAAAACCGUCUUCACAUCUUCCAUCUACUUUUGUCUCAUCACCUAAAAUAAGUGAACUUCAUGAGCUCCCUCGACCACCAGCCCAUAUGGCUGAUACAAGGUACCCCAAUCGCUUUGCUCAUUCGGGCCCCUUAAUAUCGAAAAGAAAUGAGCUGUCUGCCUCUCGUGUGUCAACAUCGUCUAUAGCUGCAUCCAAACUCCCAACCCCACCCCAGGGAUUAUCACGCAGCUACUCAAUUCCGGUUGGAGGUUCAUUAGAAUCAGCCUUGCGUUCUCCUAUAGAAGGGUCUCAAUUGAAGAUGAAAGAAGAUAUUUCUUCACCUCCCCCAGCAUCAGUUUCCUUGCCAAAUACCCAACCAGCAUCUAGGUGAUUAGCCAGCAAGUCACAUAAAAGGUAACUUGAAGAGCACACCCUGAGACGGAGGAUAGCUGCAGCGUUCAUCCGCGAAAAGACCAUGUGAAUAGCUUUCUUCUUAGUCCUUGAAAUUUUGCUAGUCAUGUAAAAAGUACCACAAAUUUUGUCGAAACUGCUAACUUGUCGUUGUCGUUGCCUAGAAGGGCAGAACUUAACAAAAUGAAUGAGUAACAAAUUUUGAAA
Salvia splendens (bonfire salvia) is the source of this 2394-nucleotide messenger RNA. RefSeq lists its product as uncharacterized. The record is from RefSeq and is a predicted model, not a curated record. The transcript is spliced from 11 exons. Bases 230 to 2167 code for a protein of 645 amino acids. Lineage: Eukaryota; Viridiplantae; Streptophyta; Magnoliopsida; Lamiales; Lamiaceae.